Messenger RNA from Peniophora sp. CBMAI 1063, 1173 nucleotides. NCBI's taxonomy places the organism in Eukaryota, Fungi, Basidiomycota, Agaricomycetes, Russulales, Peniophoraceae. The record is from the annotation of a GenBank genome assembly.
AUGAGUGACCUGAAUGAGCGAAUAGCCCACUCUCAGCCGUGGCCGCAGGCGCACGCACGACAGUCUGUGGACGCGAAGACAGGCGGCAACGGUACCGCACUCGGGUUCAUGCCUGCGGCUUUCACCCCAUUCAACUCGCGCACGUCCGCUGACAGGGACGCUGCCGUCGUGGACUAUGCCAUCGCAUCACCCACAGCCAUCCCGUUUGUUCUCGACCUCCACAUCCUCAACAGGAAAGGCGCGUCUGAUCACGCACCCACCGCACUGCGCCCAACGCUCCCAUGUCACUGCCUCGCUCCCAUCCUAGCACCGAGCAAGCUUGUUCUCGCACCUAAAGCCUCCCUUUCCGUCCAUACAGAGCUCGACCGCAGAAUCGUCUACAUCAUCAAAGCUGCUCGGGCCGCCAACGACGAGUCCCGCCUGCUUGAUUUGUAUAGAACAAUGUCCGGCUUGUUCAAGAAGACGAUUGUCUACACCGACGGAUCCAGCCACGGCAAUGGCUCGGACACAAUAGCCGCUGGUGACAUUGAGGCUUGGGUACCCGGAUCACAGACGAACAACCGCGCCGAAGCCUACCGCAUCCUCCUCGCACUCACCAGUGCCAACCUCAACCGCGACCUGCGCAUUAAGCCCGAUCUGCAGUGGCACGGCAACAUCCUCUGGAAGAUCUCCCGCUUACUCAAGGCAGGCAUUGCAUUCACCCACUUUCAUCACGUCUGCGGUCAAUCCGGCGAGGAGGGGAACGACGGUGUAGACUCCUGCGCCAACGAAGGGUCGCGACAACCCGCGGUCGAGCCCUUCGUAGCUGCCGCCCUGCCGACACUCUCACACCUCCUCACGGCACAAAACGUACGUCUGAAGAUCGCAACCUCCCUCGCGAACCCAGAUGAUGAUCCCGAGAUGCAGUUGCUCGGCAGGCAGGCUCAGUGGUUCAAUGGCGAUAAAGCCCACCGUGAACACGAGAAGGCCGCUCGCGCACAACGUCAAAAACGAAACUUUCUGCUCAACAGCCGCCACUAUGGCAGCCCGUGGUGGAGUGCUUGGAAGGAUCUCAUGGAUAAGAAGAGGGUGGCGUUUAACGUUCCCGCCUCUCGACUGCAGCCCGUCUUCGAGGAACGCAUGAAUCCGCCCGCAUCCAUCCCACCCUCCUUCUACGCCGCGGCUGCUACCUAG